This is a messenger RNA of Amphiprion ocellaris (clown anemonefish), 6744 nucleotides long. It is a transcript of the gene fignl2, whose product is annotated as fidgetin like 2. Gene Ontology annotation, molecular function: ATP hydrolysis activity; microtubule severing ATPase activity; ATP binding. The transcript is spliced from 4 exons. The coding region runs from base 2117 to 4186 and encodes 689 amino acids. The record is from RefSeq and is a predicted model, not a curated record. NCBI's taxonomy places the organism in Eukaryota, Metazoa, Chordata, Actinopteri, Pomacentridae.
GAGCAUUUCUGAGUGACAUGAAUAUUGGACAAUAAACACAUUAAAUAUAUUUAACACACGUUAGUGUGAUAUUUACUACACUGUUUGUAUUAUUAGCUUUGAAGUAUGUUGUUUUUUGAAAAGUGUCAGUCAAUGCCAGAAGCUUAAUCAACUAAAAGACAUUUUUUACAGAAGAAUCCAACCUUUCUUAUUUGUCUGAUAUUUAUCAAUUUCAUCAGUGUCAUAGUAACAUGUAUGCAUUUAAACUUACAAGAAGUGCAAGAAAAUACAACUUGGAAUUCAUUAUAUAACAGUUAAUAAUAAAUUAUUUAUCUAGCACCAAGUCCAAUUUAAGUUACAAAGUGCUUCACAUGGCAGCAAAAUAGGCAGACAAAAAGUCAUAAAUAGAAAUAAAACACAACAUGGUGUAAAUAACAGCACUGUUAACAGUUAAAACAUUAGUGUAGGAAAUAUAAAACAGUUCAAAGGAAAUUAAAAUUCUAGUAAAAUCAGGAAACACUCUCAGACAAGAGUAUGUUUUAAGAAGAGACUUAAGAAGAGAUCACUGUCUCUGCCAACCUUAUUUCCUUGAUCAUUCCAGAGCCUUGGGGCCCCGACUGCAAAUACUCUGUCCCCUCUAGUUUUCAGUCAGGCCCAAAAGACCUCCACCCAAAAGAUCUCAAGGCCCCUUUUCGACCAAGCAGUGCUGGUUCGGAGCCAGUGCCUGACUUAGCACCAGUUCUUUGUGUUUCCACCAACUAAGCACCGGCUCCCGGCUUCAAAAACUCCUGCUUUUCAGGCACCAACUCUUUGCUGGACCAGAGUUAAGAACUGAGUACGUCAUGGGCUGGGAGGCGCAGGGUUACGGUGACCAAUGCUCAACAACACAGAACCGCCAUUUUUAAACAGCAAAGUGAGUAGUAGUAGUAGUACUAGUGUUUAGUGUUAAUGUUUUGAAAACCGGUUAAUAUGGACACCAAAUCCAAGCAGCAGUGGUCUGAGGAGGAGACCCAGUGCUUGCCGACACUGUGGUCUUCAUAUGAAAUUCAGUUGAAGUCAGAGGGAGCCUCUCAGAACGAUCCAGUGGGAGAUGGCUGCAGCUGGGUACGAGCAGACCCUCGACUGACUUCUCAGUAAACUUAAAAAGCUCAAAAAUGACAACACGGACCGGAAAAGGGAGCUGGAAUGGAGCAGUGGUCGGCCCAAAAAGAGUCCCCAAGGGGUAAAACUGCAAACUGGUGCAUAUAAUGCUAAAAGGUUGGAUAUAUAACUAGGAGAGAGACCAUGAAGUGACUUAAAAUUAAUUAGUAUAAGUUUAAAUUCUAUCUUAAAACAUACUGAAAGCCAUUGUAAAGAGGCUAAAACAGUAAUAAUAGAAAUAGAAGCGUGCAAAAUGAUCUAUGUGUCUUUAAAAGGCAAAAUAGUUUGUAUUUUGGAAAUAUUGAGUGCUGCUUAAAACUUAGAUUACUGUUGAAGCAGAUUCUGAGAUUCCUUACGACAGGCUUAUCGAGAUCUAAAGAGAACCAGCUGAUGUUAGAAUCUGUCUGGCUAUGUGCUGCAAUCCAAUAGUGAGAAUGUGUGUUUUGUUUGAAUUUAGCUGAAGGAACUUAUUUGACAUCCAUUAAGAGAACUCAGCAUACUGGGCUCUGAGGAUCUAACAGACAGACAGUUAAGAGGACCGGUUACUCUAUUAUUUAAGCACUUUUACUGCAUGUUUGCUGUUUUUCCAGGUGUUUGAUGGGAAGUUGAUCCGUUUCAUCUGUGUGUGUUCAGUGGACAAACAAGGCUAGAUUCUCCCAGUAAAGAAGAGCUACAUCUUCUGGGAAUUUCAGUGAGGUCUUAUUUUUCUACUCCACUGACCUGCUACUCAUCCUAUAAAGUCUGUAUUUUGGAUCCAUUGAGUCUUGUUCAGAGUUUGGAAGUCAUUUUGCGUUGUCUUUCUGGAGACAUAUGGAUCCUGCAGCUGUUUGAUGCUGCAGGUAUUCGAUGAACUCAAAACAGCUGGAAGCAACAGUCUAAACGGCUGUUCUGUUGUCAGUGCAAGCUCAUGCCAGUGAUGGACUACAGCCGGACGGGCGCUAACCUUAGCUGGCAUUCACAAAACAGCAUUCCUCUUUACUGAGACCAGCUCCACAGAAUGCUGAGUCCUAUUGUCCCCUAUAGCCUGUUAAAGAUGCACUGGAACCCAGAGCAUGCCCAGCCCCUCAGCCAGUGGCCUGAGCAGCACCUGGACGUCUCCUCCACCACCUCCUCUCCGGCCCACAAGUCAGAAUUCUACUCCGGACGCGGCCGCGGCUCCUACAACUACGCCUGGGCCAAUGACGACAUCUCCGCCCUCACCGCCUCCAACUUGUUGAAGCGCUAUGCUGAGAAGUACGCAGGUGUGCUGGACUCACCGUACGACCGGCCUCCUGCUGUGGGCACUUACCCAGAGCCGGGGGCCUUUGGAGGCCUCAACGGCCAGAAGACUGAGCUGGAACCUUGGCCACUAACGCACAGUACUGACGCCUCCUAUCCCCUGGUGCCCCCUGGAGGCCACGACAGCCUCCCGGGCUCCAAGACUGUUCCCACAUCCACAGGCCCUCCGGGGGUUAGCACCGUGUCAGUGGUGAACAGUAACCUCUCAGACUCUGGCUACAGUGGCAGCAGCUCCUGCAGUGGUUCCAGCGAAUACCCCUCGAGCUACAAUGGCACCUAUCUCUCCUCAGGGUUCUGUCCGCAACCCAGUGCAGCACUUCCCCCUGCCUCCCUCCACACUCUCCAGUCCACCCCUACUCUAGUUCCCAGCUACAGCCCUACCACACCAGUAUAUAACUACCCCCCAAGCACGUACCCUCCCCAGACCAGCCUCGCUCCCAGCUACAGCCACCCCUCUGCAACUUACCUGCCCUCAGGUCUACCAGCCCCUACUCCCGUUCCCACCAGACCCACGGUGGUAGGAGGCAGCUACAGUUACCAGAGCACCAACCUCGGUACGUCUGAGUCUGGAGGCACAUUAAAAAGAAAAGCGUUUGAGAUGAGUGUGGAAGAGGAUGAAAGCGGGGACAGGUCUCGGUACAGAAAAUAUAGCUAUGAGCCCUUAAAGGCUGGGGGAAACUCACCCUAUAGCAUGAAUGACAAGACAGAGUGCAGAGGAAAUGGCUACAGCAGUUCAGGCAGCACAGACCCCCAAACCUUUAAAUCCAGCAAACCCUCCUCCCAGCCCCUGGUGUCUCCUCAGUUUGGGGCAGCAGGGGAGUACAGCCCUCCAGCAGGCAUGACAGGGGAGAAUGGGGUGGCGAAGCAGGGCUUCACCCAGCAGCAGCAGCACCGCUCCCAGGCCCUCAAACGCCCUCCAUUAGGUUCUUCAACUGUUGAGACUAUGAAGAGCCCAGACCCGCGACUGUUGGACCUUGUCAAUGGGGAGUUAUUAGACUGCAGCCCUGCACUGGGCUGGGGCGAGCUGGCUGGGCUCACCCAUGUCAAGGCUGCCCUGGAGGAGGACCUGCUGUGGCCCGUGUUGAGGCCCAGUCCAGUGAUGCGGCCACCAAGAACCGUCCUGCUGUUUGGCCCCAGGGGAGGGGGUAAGACGACACUUACUCGUUCAUUGGCCUCUCAGCUGGGGGCUUCCUUCUACCGCUUGAGUGGAGCCAUGCUGGCCUCUAAAGGGAAGCCAGAGGCAGAGCACAUUCUGGGGUCUCUGUUGCAGGUGGCGGCGGCACGGCAGCCCUCAGUGGUGCUGCUGAGUCAGGUGGAGGCCAUGGAGGAGGAGGGGCUGAGUCAGAUACUGCUGACCACCCUGGAGAAGGCCCAGGUGGGGACCACAGGUCUGGUGAUUUUAGCAUGUGCUACCGGAAGGCCAGACCUGCUGCAAGAAGCCGUUCAUCGGAGCUUUGCCAAGCGGUAUCACGUCGGCCUACCAGAUGUGGGGAUGCGCAGGCAGGUGCUGCUGCAGGCGCUGUCGCCUCAAGGCUGCAGCCUGAGCGAGAGGGAGUUGGGCGCCGUGCUGCAGCGUACAGAGGGCUUCUCAGUGUGGGAGCUGCUGCAGCUCGGCCAGCAGGCACUCUCCUCAGCGUCCUCCCCAACUGGAGCCAUGCACGGUCUCACCCCAUCCUCCAAACCCCCAGACUUCACAGACUUCGAGAAUGCCUUCUGCAAGGUGCGGCCACACACCACCACAAAAGAACUGGACACUUGUAUAGAGUGGAGCAAGAUGUAUAGCCACUGAGAAGGCAGCCAGUCUCUGCACUCGGACUGCACUGCGACCCUGUCUUUGCUUUGACUUAGCAAGCCUUGGGAAUGUUUUGUUGUUGUUUUGUAAUUACAGAUUAUGCAGCCAAAAGAGCCAGAGAAGCUCGACAGUACAGGAGAGCUGACAAAGUUGUUUCACUGGCGGAAACAUGCAAGGGUGUGCUGUUUUUGUUUUGCUAUGAAUACCUGCAAUAUUUUAUUUUUCCCAAAGAGAAGAAAGAUGAAUUGGCCUUGUGAGUGGGUUAGCGUAUUAGUCGUUUGGCCAAUGGGAAAAUCAGAUAUUAGCUAUUUGGAUGCUCUCAGAGAUCCUGAUUAGCCUUGGUCCAGGACAAAAUCAAUUAUUUGUUGCUAGAUGACGUGGUCCAAGAUUAUCGAUAAUCAGGGUUUGGAAAAUCCCCCCUUUGGCUGCUACUCUCAGGAUCCUAUUUAUUACCAGUCCACUUCCAUGUUAUCCUAAUGUUGAUUUAGUCAUUGAAUUGUCAUUAAUCAUUCAGUACAAAGGGCUUGGGAUCAGCAACAUUUCAGCCAGACACCGUUUUUGACCAAAAACUCGUUAAACCAAAUACAUAAUCAGCAGUACUGUUAAAUUUCUCAAAAAAGGACUGGACCUCCAAAUCACAAAAAUAAUAUUCUUAAUAGCUUGUAACCAAAUCAUAACGCAACAGCUUCUCCUUACUAUUCUGAAGAAAAGUGUAUAAAAUUCUAACCUGCUCUGCCCAUCAGAUGAGCUGUUUAAAUGAAAUCUUGCUGUUACGCUCAACACGUUUGGUUGUAGAAAUACAUAUUUAACUCACCUGUGGCGCUAUGUUCACACUUAACACGGUACAAUUCACUGUCAAGUUACUUUAUUAUUAAUCGUAUUCCACAUCGACUGCAGUUUUCCUGAGAAUCCCACGUUCAGAUCGACUCAUACCCACUUUGUACAUCCAGCUUCUCCUACAGCAUGUCUGUUUUUCUAUUUCACGUACUCCUUUUGUUUUCAUAGUGUGUAGUCUUGUUUGAAAUGCUCAGGAAGAAUUUCUUUACCUCAGAAAUUUGAAAUAAAGAAUGUAUGUAAUCUUAGGGUCUUAGUAGAGAGUGGCGAGAUAACGGAGCGAGGAGAAACCUGACAGUCUCGUAAUACCCACUGCAGCUGGGCUUUUACCUCGGGAGAGAAACUUGAAUAUGCUACAAAGAGUAACAUUGAAUGUAAUUCAGGUAUUUCAAAGGAUAUUUGAUGCCAUAAAUCCAUGUAUUAUUAUAUAUGAAUAUAUAAAUACCUUUUUUUCUGUUCUUUUAUCCUUUAUUUUUAUUGUAGUUCAUGGUGGAGUGAUGAUUGUCUUCAAGAAAAAUGCUAUGUAGAAUACAGAAAAUAUUCCUUUUUUGUUGGACAAACUGCUCUGUGUUAUCUAGUGUUUACAUAUCCUGCAUAUGCAUGUCUGCUCUUUUUAAAAAUGUAAAUACAACAAUCGUACACUCACGGUGAACAUUUGAGCACAAAAUACCAUCCAAAAAAAAAAAACAACACAGAUAAAAAAAGAAAAGAAGUUUUAAAAAGUUGUAGCUUUCAAGAAAUCCCAAAGUCUAAUGAUUCACAGCUGAUGUGUACAUAUUGUGGAUGAACCCAACAUGUAGACAAUCCAGAAAAAAACAAGCAAAAAAAAAAAUAAAAAAUCUCCUUUCCCAGCUGUCCCACAGUUCUGUUUUAACAAGCUGGAAAAAGUCAGUCACUGGUCUGCCGGGAGGAGAGGUCGUAUGUUUGAGACUGUUGCCAUGGUCCUGAGGAGGCAUACACAGAAUGAUGUAAUAUUUCCUACCGUCCUCUCCUCCCUCCUUCCUGCCCCUCAUCAUUCUUUUUCUCUUUUUCUCUCUCCAAUGUAAUCUCAUUAGAUUGGAUUGCCCCCUGGCCACGAGCCCUAGUGGCCAUGUGGCGUUGUAUCUUCUCCCAGCCCCUCCCUCUUCCCUCUUCCCUCUCCCCCUCAUACCGAUUCCUCCGGAGUGGAAGUGGUCUGAUUGAUGUCCGGCAAUCCUAUAUCACGCUGCAGCCUCCCCUCUCCAGCUGGUGGCUUCAGUCACGCCGUACAGCCGGAUCAAUCAGAGUGACCCCCACCGUGUAUACUGAUCACUGUCUCAGAAAAAAAAAAAAACGCAUUUGCAAAUUACAGAACAAGCCCUGCCUCCAGCGGCACGGUCGAGAAAACGCCGGCGAUUAUUCACGUGUAAUUACAGGAAUGAAAUAAGAACGAAGAGCUACAACGUUUUGAUUCCCUGUACCCUCCGCUCCUGACAGUUUGUCCAACAAAACAAGCUUUUAUUUUGUACGUUUUUUCGAUCUGUUAUCGCAGUAACUUUGUUCUCGGUUAUUGUACAUUUUCUGUAACCAUUUCUACCUCAUUUUUGCGGCAUAUUGUACAUGAAAGUAUUUAUUUCAUGUCUUUUUUGAUGUCUGUUUUAAAAAUGAUAAUAAUGUUCUUGAACUGUAAUAGUCUACCUCAGAAAAGACUGUAUUUUAAGAGAAGAGUAUCACACAAUAUUAAACAGAAUUUGUCAAUAUUG